Molecule: messenger RNA, 1330 nt
Organism: Salarias fasciatus (jewelled blenny)
Lineage: Eukaryota; Metazoa; Chordata; Actinopteri; Blenniiformes; Blenniidae
Gene: rfc2
Product: replication factor C (activator 1) 2
Exons: 6
Coding region: 75-1145 (356 amino acids)
Biological process (GO): DNA-templated DNA replication; DNA repair
Cellular component (GO): nucleus; DNA replication factor C complex
Molecular function (GO): DNA clamp loader activity; ATP binding; DNA binding
Source: RefSeq, a predicted model, not a curated record
GGCCGGAGCUGCUCAGCCAAUGAGCAGCGAGAUAGCUGCGGCGCGCGACUGCGUUGGCGCGCUGCUAGAGCAUCAUGGCGGACCAGAUGGAGACGGAUCUGGACAUGACAGCGACAGAAAGCGGCCCAAAGACGGAUACCGAGGGCCCCGGGCCUGCGCCCAAGGGCUCCGGCAGCGGAUACGAGUUGCCCUGGGUGGAGAAGUACCGGCCACUGGAGCUCAGCCAGAUUGUCGGGAACCAGGAGACCGUAAGCCGCCUGGAAGUGUUCGCGAGGGAGGGAAACGUCCCGAACAUCAUCAUAUCAGGUCCACCUGGGACAGGGAAGACCACCAGCAUCCUGUGUCUGUGCCGCGCACUGCUAGGAGUCCACAUGAAGGAGGCGGUGCUGGAGCUCAACGCCUCCAACGACAGAGGAAUUGAUGUGGUGAGAAACAAGAUAAAGAUGUUUGCCCAGCAGAAAGUGACUCUUCCCAAAGGACGGCACAAAAUCAUCAUCCUGGAUGAAGCAGACAGCAUGACGGACGGAGCACAGCAGGCACUGCGGCGGAUCAUGGAGAUCUACUCGAAGACGACUCGCUUUGCUCUGGCCUGCAACGCGUCCGAUCGUAUCAUCGAGCCCAUCCAGUCGCGCUGCGCCGUGCUGAGAUACUCGAAGCUGACUGACGCACAGCUGCUGGCACGGCUGCAGGAAGUGGUGGAGCGCGAGGGCCUGAGCGUGUCGGACGACGGGCUGGAGGCCGUCAUCUUCACCGCACAGGGCGACAUGAGACAGGCACUGAACAACCUGCAGUCCACACACGCCGGCUUCGGACGCAUCGACAGUGAGAACGUGUUUAAGGUGUGUGACGAGCCACACCCGCUGCUGGUGAAAAGCAUGCUGGGACACUGCGUGAGCGGGAACAUCGACGAUGCAUACAGCGUGGUGGAGCAGCUGUGGGCGCUGGGAUACUCUCCAGAGGACAUCAUGGGAAACAUCUUCAGGGUCUGCAAAAGCUACAACAUGGCCGAGUACCUGAAACUGGAGUUCAUCAAGGAGAUUGGUUACACGCACCUGCGUGUUUCUGAAGGAGUGAACUCUCUGCUGCAGAUGGCUGCUCUGUUGGCUCGUCUCUGCAGCAAGACAGCGCCACCAGCUGCCAGCUGAAAGCCGUGAGGGUGAUAGCGCACGAGGCGACGGCGUAACGUCCUCCUGUACAUCUUUGUUUUUGACUGUAUUGUUGUUACUUUGUGUCGUUGCAAUAAAGUUUUCAGUAGUGAACACGUAUCUAAAGACCGUUUCAGUUCUAAUGUGAAACAUGCUAUUUUUAAUAAAACAGCCAUGAUACAGUA